AGAAAGUAGGCCUCUCGAAAAUCUUUCAAGCCUUCUUCCAAGCAAUCAUAACAUGAACAUUGAAAUUUAUUACUAUGAUGGAGACAAUUUUGGGACUUAGAGGCAGGGAUUUCGUCAUGCUAACCUCAGACACUGUUAGGACAAAGAAGAUUAUGGUGCUGAAUGAUGAAAAGUCAAAAAUUCAACGACUUACCAAUUUCUCGAUGAUGGCAGCAGCGGGCGACGCCAGUGACUCAUUGCAGUUUACAGACUUCAUUGUUCGGAACAUGCACCUCUACAAGAUUAUCAACAGCUACCAUAUGAGCAUCCCAGCGGUGGUGCACUUUACCCGCACCCAUCUGGCAUCUUUUCUGCGGUGUGAUACCCAACGCCAGUUGAACCUCCUGCUGGGAGGGUUUGAUCCAUGGACUGGGCCGGAGUUGCACUACAUCGAUCGCUUUGGUUCGUCGACAGCGAUCCUUUUCGGGGGCCACGGUGCCGGCAUUAAAUUUUGCGGUCCCAUUUUCGAUACAUUGCACUCUCCUUACAUGGAUCAAAGGGAAGCCUACUGUAUCUUAGAGAAGUGCGUGGGAGAAAUUCAAAGGCGACUGUGGAACCAACGGAAUUUCGAUGUAUUCGUGAUGGACCAGCAAGGUAUCACCCAGUGGGAAACCAUCAAGCUGCAGUCCUUCAGAAAAGAACUACUCCUCAAAGAUCGCCGCAAAGUGGAUUCUUAAAUCUAGUUUUUGAACGGAGUAGAUUUAGUAUGUUUCUUAUUACUAAAUUAUCCAUUUUAAUAAUUCCAUGUAUGACAAAAUAUCUAUUAUUUCCUCGAUUAUUCCAAGUUUGUCCAUGGAAAUUUAAUUUGACAAAUUUACAGACCCCGAAGAUAGUAGAGUAUAACCAAUUAUUUGGCAAAAUCGGUUUAAAAUUUAAAAAAAAUUUAAUUUAACUAUUUUUCAAUACAGUUGUUCAGUUAGCCAGA
This is a messenger RNA of Drosophila ananassae, 964 nucleotides long. Its product is annotated as probable proteasome subunit beta type-2. The record is from RefSeq and is a predicted model, not a curated record. Gene Ontology annotation, cellular component: proteasome core complex. The transcript is spliced from 2 exons. NCBI's taxonomy places the organism in Eukaryota, Metazoa, Arthropoda, Insecta, Diptera, Drosophilidae. The coding region runs from base 75 to 716 and encodes 213 amino acids.